Molecule: messenger RNA, 2649 nt
Organism: Funneliformis caledonium
Lineage: Eukaryota; Fungi; Glomeromycota; Glomeromycetes; Glomerales; Glomeraceae
Source: the annotation of a GenBank genome assembly
AUGCCAGCAGAUUCCGGUUAUGUUAGUACCGGUUCGAAAAACCGUAAUUCGUUUAUUCAAUGGAUUCCACAGCAUUCUUUAUCAAUGAACGAUUCUUUACUUUCCACUCCAUUGUCAAAACACCUUCACUCUACAACUCGAAGAAUUUUCAUAGGACCGACUCCUUCAAAUUGGUCCUACAAAAAAAAUUCGCUUUGGUUUUCAAAAAGUGAUCAAGCUACUCAUCAGAAUGGUCCUAACAGGCAGAGAACUUUUCGAUCUGAACCUGAAUUUAGAGGUCCCACCAAUAUCGCUUCACUGGAUUUUUGUGAAAUACGUGAAGACAAUCAUUCUCCAGCUCAAUUAACUCGUUUAACAGAUAUACCUUACUUAGUUUCUGAACCCGAAGAAUUGAUUGAUAACGAAGUUAGUCCUUUUUCUGAUGAUGACAUCUUUUAUACACCCAAUGAAGAACCCCGUUCAUUCCCCGUUACCCCACCACAUCACGGUCGGAGAUUCUUUUCGCAGAGAAUUUCAAUGCCUGAGAGAUCUAUUCACGAAAAUUUAUUUGAUGAGCAACUUAACUUUAAAUUAAUGAAACGUAUAACCGAAGAAGAAAGCAAGUCACGUGAAUAUUUUCCAUCAUCGACGAUAUCAUCAUCAAAAAAUCCUCAUCAUCCAAAAAAUGUUUCUGAAUAUAAUCAAAUCGUAGAAAACAUUCAUGUAAACGAUCAAGAUCAAGGGGAUAAUCAUCCAGUUGAAGAUGCAGAUCACGUUAGUUCAGUAUCUAAUUCAACGCAACUACAUCCUGAUACGAUCAUAAAAGUAGAUCGUAUGUUGGUUAGGACGGAGCGCAUUUAUAACCGGGGAACACCAACGCUUUACAAGAGAUAUUCUUUAAAGGGUCAUCUCAGUAGGAAACAACAAACUCAAUCAGUGGGUUGGAGAGAAUACAUCGUUAAAUUACGUCCUGGAAGGAUAGAACUGUACAAAAACAAUAAAGUUCGAGUAUCUAAAAUGCGAUUCACCGAAACAACCCGAUUGGGACUUCUUUCAGCGGUUGAUUAUACCAUAUCACUCAGACAACGAUCUGGAAGCGGGAUGAAAUUGAAAGUCUUUGUGAUCAAUCCAAAGACUAUAGAGCAGAGUGUCGAAUGGUAUCGUAUACUAUAUGCUACACUUGGUGAGCAAUCAGUCAAUACAAUGCCUUCCUUAUGUGAAGUGUAUGUACCAGAUUUUGAUGUUCACGUGAGAAUUCCGUUAGAGGAACGUGAUCAGGCUUAUAAUAUCACAGCAGAGGAUAUUACUAAAUUGGUCUUGGAUGAAUUGAGUGGGGAGUCGGAAUGGGAAGAUGUAUUAUUUGAGUGGCUAAAGUCUUGUGACUUGAGAUUAUGUUGGAAGAGAUAUGAUCGAUUGGAGUGGAUUGUUUGGGAAAAAAAUGAAGAAGGCAAAGAACCUCCUCCGGUCGAGGGAUAUCUUAUUCGGGUUACAAACAACAAAGGCAAUAGGAGACCUAAACGAUUGUAUUUUACUUCUCAUGAUCAUUACCUCUUUUUUUUAAAGCCAUUCGCAGCAAGUCCGCCUCCGCCUCCGCCGCCGUCAGUUCCAACAUCAAAUUCGGAUGAAGAGCGUCAGCAAACCGCACAACCAUUGAUAUAUUCAGUUGCACCACUAACACAAGGACAAUGUGGUGGUCAUAUCGAUAAUUUUAUGAAAGCAGACGCAAAAAGACGUGUAAAACAAAUUAAGAAUGCCAUUGGAUUCAUAAAUUUGGCUGAUGUGGUGGAGGUGAAAUUUGCCGACAAGGGCCAUUUGGGGAUCAUUGAAGUCGAGAAUCACGAGCGUUAUUUUGAUUUAGUUUUAAAUAAUGGCACGAUCAUCACCUUACAGGCGUAUUCUAGACAAACAUUGGAUGAAUGGAUUAAACGAUUGGAUGAACUUAUAAAAUAUUGGAAGGCUCGACUAAUAUCGGAUGUUCAUACACGAAUUAAUAUGUUUAAAGUGAAUGUGGAUUAUCAUCAGGAAGAUGAUGAUAAUGCCAGUCAAGAUGGGAUACACAGUCAUUGGAAUAAUUUUCACUCCUAUGUAAAUACAGUCAUUUGGCAUUGGUGUAUUUUGAAUGGAUGUCGUGGAAUUACUAAAGGAGGUUUAUUAUAUCAUAAAACACACCUCCGCGGCACAUUCCAAAAUUAUCACCAUAUUCUUAUAAGAGGACAUUUAUUAUACUAUAACUUAUAUACACGAAAUUCAUUGAGUGGUACGGCAAAGCGACAAAUUUUUCAUAAACGUCGCGGAUGCAUUCAUUUAACGGAUUGUUAUGUGUAUUCCGGAGGUAUCACGGAAAAUGAUUUACUAUAUUCAAGUUCAAGCAGAUAUAAUAUAUCAGAUAACGGAACACAUAAAUUGCCAAGAAUAUAUCCAGAUGGCAUGUAUUGUUUUGAUGACGAUGAAGAGUGUACCUUUGUUAUAUGGCAAGGAGAGCAAAAAUAUUGUCUUGAAAGGGAUAAAGAGAAAAGUAGAAAUAGCAUAUGUUUAAAAAAGACAACAACAUUGGAUCGUCCUGGAAAUAUUUGGGUUUUUAGAGCUAGAAGUAGGAUUGAAAGAGAGGAGUGGGUUUGGGCUAUUAAUGUGGAAAUCGAAAGAGCUUGGAAGGAAAUAAGGAAGAAAUAA